Ahaetulla prasina is the source of this 1620-nucleotide messenger RNA. RefSeq names its product DDB1 and CUL4 associated factor 12 (gene DCAF12). Gene Ontology annotation, molecular function: protein binding. The transcript is spliced from 9 exons. NCBI's taxonomy places the organism in Eukaryota, Metazoa, Chordata, Lepidosauria, Squamata, Colubridae. Gene Ontology annotation, cellular component: Cul4-RING E3 ubiquitin ligase complex. Bases 238 to 1593 code for a protein of 451 amino acids. The record is from RefSeq and is a predicted model, not a curated record.
CCGUCGACCCGUUCCGCUUAGCCUCCCGCCGCGGGAGGGCCGCGAAAUGUCGUGAGCCGCAUCCGGCCGGUGGACGGCGCGGGAGCGACUGCGCGCGGGCGGGCGGGCGGGCGGGCGAGCGGCGGCAUCCCAUGCUCCGUCGGGGGCGGCGGCGUCGGCGGCGGGCGUCCCUGUCCUUCCCCUCCCCCUUCAUGCGGGGCCCGGGCCGGGGCCGCGCCCGAGUCGCCCCCGCCCGUUAUGGCCAGGAAGACAGUUAGCAGGAAGAGGAGAGCGGCCGCCCCUGCGGCGGGGCCCGGCGGAGAGCAGUAUGGCUGGGAUCACUCAGUUCACAAAAGGAAGAGGCUUCCGCCAGUGAAGCGGUCCUUGGUGUGCUACCUGAAAGGACGAGAGGUGCGGCUUUCCAACGAGUCCAGCUACCACCGCUUGCUGCACGCGUACGCAGCUCAGCAGCUGCCCGGGUUGCUGAAGGAAAGGGAAUUCCACUUGGGCACUCUUAACAAAGUCUUUGCGUCGCAGUGGUUGAACCACCGGCAAGUGGUGUGCGGGACGAAAUGCAACACGUUGUUUGUAGUCGACGUCCAAAGCGGGCAGAUCACCAAGAUUCCCAUCCUGAAGGAUCGAGAGCCCCACAUCGUCAACCAGCAGGGCUGCGGGAUCCAUGCCAUCGAGCUCAACCCUUCCAGGACUCUCUUGGCUACCGGGGGCGAUAACCCCAACAGCCUUGCCAUUUAUCGCCUGCCCACCCUCGAUCCUGUGUGCGUGGGAGAUGAUGGGCACAAAGAUUGGAUAUUUUCUAUUGCAUGGAUCAGUGAUACGAUGGCUGUUUCUGGCUCCCGAGAUGGGUCAAUGGGCCUCUGGGAAGUGACGGAUGACGUCUUGGCCAAGAGUGACGCACGGCGCAACGUGGUGCAACCUGUCCCUGUCUAUGCACACAUCACCCACAGGGCACUGAAGGACAUCCCCAAGGAGAACACCAACCCCGCCAACUGCAAAGUCCGGGCGCUUGCUUUCAACAACAGGAACAAGGAACUGGGAGCUGUUUCUCUGGACGGAUAUUUCCACCUCUGGAAAGCCGAACACAUGCUGUCCAAGCUCCUCUCCACCAAGUUGCCCUACUGCCGGGAAAACGUGUGUCUGGCCUACGGUCAGGAGUGGUCGGUGUACGCCGUUGGGUCUCAGGCCCACGUCUCUCUCCUGGACCCCCGACAGCCUUCCCACAAGGUGAAGUCUGUCUGCUCCAGAGAGCGAGGAAGCGGCAUCCGAUCCGUGAGCUUCUACGAACACAUCAUCACGGUGGGGACGGGACAGGGCUCCUUGCUGUUUUACGACAUCCGAGCCCAGAGGUUCCUGGAUGAGAAACCGCCACAGAAUUUCUAUGGAUCAAAAUUGGCAGGAAGUGAAAUUCUCAAACUCUCAACCGGCAAAGGUUGGCUGAAUCAUGACGAAACCUGGAGGAAUUACUUUUCGGACAUCAGUUUCUUCCCCAACGCCGUUUACACGCACUGCUACGACUCGUCGGGCACAAAGCUUUUUGUGGCAGGAGGUCCUCUUCCUUCCGGACUCCACGGGAAUUACGCCGGCCUCUGGAGCUAAUGACGCUUUUCCCCCCCCGGAAAAAAA